Molecule: messenger RNA, 579 nt
Organism: Choloepus didactylus (southern two-toed sloth)
Lineage: Eukaryota; Metazoa; Chordata; Mammalia; Pilosa; Megalonychidae
Gene: NOPCHAP1
Product: chromosome 8 C12orf45 homolog
Exons: 4
Coding region: 1-555 (184 amino acids)
Biological process (GO): box C/D snoRNP assembly
Molecular function (GO): box C/D methylation guide snoRNP complex binding
Source: RefSeq, a predicted model, not a curated record
AUGGAGUUGUGCGGCGAUCCCCCACGCGGCCGGUCCUGUUCGUCGACCACCCGGGGCUGCUCGGGGGUCUCGGUGUCCAAGGAGCUGCUGACGGCGGGGAGCGGCGGCGGCGGAGGUAUAUUGGACAGGCUGCUCAUAAACUCCAAGCCUAAUUCCAAAAAGAACUCUACUCUUCAAACGGUUCGAGUAGAGAGGAGUCCCUUAUUGGACCAAAUUCAGAUGUUUCUCCCACAGAUGGCCCAGGCAAAUGAAAAGCUGAAAAAAGAAAUGGCAGCUGCACCACCUGGUCGUUUUGAUAUUGAAAAUGUUGAUGGGACUCUUGGAAAAGUUAUACAAAUGGAUGUGGCCUUAUUUGAGAUGACUCAGUCCGAUUCAAAAGACGACAGUUCAGAGGAGAGUUUACAAGACACUUCAGGGGACAGUUCUGAAUCUGAGGAUGAAGAUGACAGCAUUCCUUGUGAAGUCAACAUAGAUAACAUUAAGCUUCCUAAUUCAGAAGGUGGAAAAGGCAAGAUAGAAGUUUUGAACAGUCCUGCAAGUAAAAAAAAGAAAUAGUGGAAUAAAUGGUCUGAAAAGAAA